Molecule: messenger RNA, 330 nt
Organism: Pipistrellus nathusii (Nathusius's pipistrelle)
Lineage: Eukaryota; Metazoa; Chordata; Mammalia; Chiroptera; Vespertilionidae
Source: the annotation of a GenBank genome assembly
AUGGCGACGGCGGCUGUGGCUCGGGUUUCCGCGCUGCUGGGGCGGCGGCUGCAGCCGGCGCGGCCCAUGUCGAGCGGCGCCCACGGCGAGGAGGGCUCAGCGCGCCUGUGGAGGGCUCUCACCUACUUCGUGGCGCUCCCCGGCGUGGCGGUGAGCAUGCUGAACGUCUUCCUCAAGUCGCGCCAGGGAGAGCACGAGAGACCCGAGUUCAUCGCCUACCCCCACCUGCGCAUCAGGACCAAGCCCUUCCCCUGGGGAGACGGUAACCACACUCUCUUCCAUAACCCCCACAUGAACCCGCUGCCAACGGGCUACGAAGAGGACCAUUAG